GCCGCCACGGGUCAAUUUCAAUCGGCGUGCUCAUUUGAACAAGAGGAACCGCUACGAAGCGACGGGUGGAGAGUGGCCCAGCACGAUAACGCAACUUUCAACUAAAUAUUGAUGGAGUGGCAGCCAGAUGAGACGGGACUUCAGCAGGUUCUCCAACUGCUCAAAGACUCUCAGUCGCCCAACACAGUCACGCAGAGAGCAGUCCAACAAAAACUUGAACAACUCAACCAAUUCCCCGACUUCAACAACUAUCUCAUCUUUGUCCUCACACGACUCAAAACUGAAGACGAGCCGACUCGCUCUCUGAGCGGUCUAAUACUGAAGAACAAUGUUAAGGCCCACUACCAGAACUUCCCCCCAACUGUUGCUGACUUCAUCAAGCAGGAAUGUCUCGGCAACAUCGGGGACCCCUCGCCGCUCAUUCGUGCCACCAUUGGCAUCCUCAUCACUACCAUUUCUUCCAAGGGAGAACUACAAACAUGGCCUGAGCUGCUGCCCCAGCUCUGCAACUUGCUCAACUCUGAGGACUACAACAUCUGCGAGGGCUCAUUUGGAGCACUGCAGAAGAUCUGUGAGGAUUCGUCGGAGCUGCUGGACAGCGACGCUCUGAACAGACCCCUCAACAUUAUGAUACCAAAAUUCCUCCAGUUCUUCAAGCACUGCAGCCCCAAGAUUAGGUCCCAUGCCAUCGCCUGUGUGAACCAGUUCAUCAUUGGCAGAGCCCAGGCCCUAAUGGACCACAUUGACACCUUCAUAGAGAGCUUGUUUGCGCUGGCAGCAGAUGAGGACUCUGAGGUUCGAAAGAACGUGUGCCGAGCCCUGGUCAUGUUGCUGGAGGUCCGCAUAGACCGCCUCAUCCCACACAUGCACAGCAUCAUCCAGUACAUGCUGCAGAGAACCCAGGACCCCGAUGAAAACGUGGCCCUAGAGGCCUGCGAGUUUUGGCUAACACUAGCGGAGCAACCCGUCUGUAAGGAGAUGCUGUCUGGACACCUGGUGCAACUAACGCCUAUCUUGGUAAAUGGGAUGAAGUAUUCAGAAAUAGACAUCAUACUAUUAAAGGGAGACGUUGAGGAGGACGAGGCCGUACCAGAUAGUGAUCAGGACAUCAAGCCCCGUUUCCACAAGUCACGCACCGUAACACUGCAGCACGAGGGAGGGGAGGAUGAGGAGGCCGAGGACAAUGAGGAAGAUGAUGACGAUGAUGACGACACACUGUCAGACUGGAACCUGCGAAAGUGUUCCGCUGCAGCACUGGACGUGCUGGCCAACGUGUUCCGCGACGAUCUGCUGCCCCACCUCCUGCCGCUCCUGAAAGGCCUCCUCUUCCACCCCGACUGGGUCGUCAAGGAGUCUGGCAUCCUGGUCCUGGGAGCCAUAGCCGAGGGCUGCAUGCAGGGCAUGGUGCCCUACCUGCCAGAGCUGAUGCCCCACCUCAUCCAGUGUCUGUGUGACAAAAAGGCCCUUGUGCGCUCCAUUGCCUGCUGGACCCUUAGUCGCUACGCUCAUUGGGUGGUCUCCCAGCCCCCUGACUCCUACCUCAAACCCCUUAUGACCGAGCUUCUGAAACGCAUCCUGGACGGCAACAAGAGGGUGCAAGAGGCUGCUUGCAGUGCGUUUGCCACCCUGGAGGAGGAGGCGUGCACAGAGCUGGUGCCCUACCUGAGCUUUAUCCUGGACACACUGGUGUUUGCCUUUGGGAAGUACCAGCACAAGAAUCUCCUAAUUCUUUACGAUGCCAUAGGAACUCUAGCAGACUCUGUGGGCCACCACCUCAAUCAGCCUGAGUACAUUCAGAAGUUGAUGCCCCCCCUCAUUGCCAAGUGGAACGAGCUGAAAGACGAAGACAAGGAUCUCUUCCCACUACUCGAGUGUCUGUCGUCGGUAGCGACCGCCCUGCAGAGUGGGUUUCUGCCUUACUGCGAGCCCGUCUACCAGCGCUGUGUCACACUUGUCCAGAAGACACUAGCUCAGGCCAUGAUGUAUAAUCAGCAUCCAGAUCAGUAUGAGACUCCCGACAAGGAUUUUAUGAUUGUCGCCUUGGAUCUGCUGAGUGGCCUGGCUGAGGGUUUGGGGGCUCACGUGGAACAGCUGGUGGCCCGCUCGAACAUCAUGACCCUGCUUUUCCAAUGCAUGCAGGACACUAUGCCUGAGGUGAGGCAAAGCUCCUUCGCACUGCUGGGGGAUCUAACCAAGGCGUGCUUUCUCCAUGUGAAGCCCUGCAUUGGUGAGUGUGCCUAAUCAGAACACUGACUG
Molecule: messenger RNA, 2256 nt
Organism: Cyclopterus lumpus (lumpfish)
Lineage: Eukaryota; Metazoa; Chordata; Actinopteri; Perciformes; Cyclopteridae
Product: transportin-2-like
Exons: 18
Coding region: 112-2241 (709 amino acids)
Biological process (GO): protein import into nucleus
Cellular component (GO): cytoplasm; nucleus
Molecular function (GO): nuclear import signal receptor activity; small GTPase binding
Source: RefSeq, a predicted model, not a curated record